AUGCCACCAUCAUCACUACUACGUCUCCCUCGCAGUCUCCCUUCGGUCGCUCGACCUUUCUACCCUGCGAGGACGCCGUUUCGAACCCUCACUUCGGCACCCCGACGCUUUGCUCAACAGCAAGACCCCGAAGAAAACCCCAACAAUCAGCGAGCGGCACAACUCGACCGAGAGAAGAUUGACAGAGACCCGAACGAGUACUCCAAGUCUGGCACUGACGAAUCAUCCGCUGGCAAUGAGGAAGCGGCCUUCGACCCCAACAUCACCGAUCCUCAAGAGGCGAAAGAAAAGGCUGGUGAAGGCAACCAGGUGAAUCCACUGGACGCAAGUCCUGCAAACCCGGAAAUCAGCCAGGGCACCUCAGAGGAAGAGGGUGGUGCGAAGCCGAAGCGGUCGGAGCGUAACGUCUGA
Messenger RNA from Cladophialophora carrionii CBS 160.54, 411 nucleotides. RefSeq lists its product as uncharacterized. The record is from RefSeq and is a predicted model, not a curated record. Lineage: Eukaryota; Fungi; Ascomycota; Eurotiomycetes; Chaetothyriales; Herpotrichiellaceae. The transcript has a single exon. The coding region runs from base 1 to 411 and encodes 136 amino acids.